Amoebophrya sp. A25 is the source of this 1259-nucleotide messenger RNA. The record is from the annotation of a GenBank genome assembly. Lineage: Eukaryota; Dinophyceae; Syndiniales; Amoebophryaceae.
AUGAGAGAGACAUUAGUUGUAAAUCUUUCGUCAGAGAUUCAUAUUUCUGUUUUGAGUGCUCCUAUGAGUGUUCAUGUCUGUCGAGCGAUUCGUUUGUCUGUGGAUUUUUCGUCGAGAGUGCAUACUCCACUGAGAGUCAUACCGUCUGUCCGAGAGUGGAGAGUUGAGUUUCUUCCUUUUAUAUAUGUAAGACAUCGCAACAUUUUACUCAUCUGGGGCCUUCACAUAUACUUGCUUUCAACCUCUAGGUUUAGCCAGCAGUGUGUCAGAACUCGUACUAGUCGACCGCAAAUCAAGAUUGGCUACUUUACAGUGGCUUAGGUCCAGCGACGCUCAAGGUCUUCUUAGGGAGGACUUGCUACCCUCCCUACACCGGUUCUGAUAGGCUGACUGAUGUAGUUUCUCGGGGUAUAGGGUGUACACAGGUCUUCCCCUCUUCUGGCUGGGCUAGCCUUUUUUGAACUCUUUCCCCCUUGUUGGUUUAAGAUUUCAAACAUUUCCCUGACUAUGUGACUCUCAUCUGGUCUUGCUUACUCCAGCUCUUCUAGCGUGGUACUUUCUAUUGAGUUUACACCUUACUAUAAUCACCAAUACUAAUGGUUGUUCCUUUAGCAGCAGGUCGUGAUUUUUUUUUUGAUUUAAUGAAGUAGCUGCUCUAGCUACUAGGUGAAGAUGUUCUUGUGCUUAUGCAUGAACUGAAAAGUUGCUGUACCGACAGAUGAGCCGUUUAAUAUGCGUUGGUUUGCUACAUUUAAGUACCCUAUAAUUAGGCUACCCUUUCGCUUUCACAAGAACAUCUUCCAGAUGCACAGUAUCGCGGUACAGCUAGUUUUGUUUCUCGUCCGACUGCUACCUCCUGCACGUGCAGGUAGAGAUAUUUUUACCAGACCAGAGCCUCAAAUGCUGAUGCCUCCAGUAACAUUCAACAUGACUUGCAGUGUUGUCAGUGCAUGCAGAGAGAUUGCGCAAGAGAAAAAGCAUUGACAUGCAUGGUACAAGAACUGCCUCUACAAGUUGUAUUAACAGAGUCUACGCUGAGAGAAACGGAGAAAUCAGAUGAGAUAGGAAGACAUCAUGAGAAGUACGCGCUCAUGAGAAGAUGAAUAAGUUAGGACAUUCCAAGGACGGAGAUGAGCGGUUGAUAGGACCAUAAAAAUUAUGAAUAUGAACUCAUUUUGUCGCGAACUAGCUUCUUCUGCUUUGUCUUUUUGUCACAAAGCUUGAGUGAGUGGAGCCACGAAUAGUAUUACUUCUCUACG